Silurus meridionalis is the source of this 1292-nucleotide messenger RNA. RefSeq names its product family with sequence similarity 133 member B (gene fam133b). NCBI's taxonomy places the organism in Eukaryota, Metazoa, Chordata, Actinopteri, Siluriformes, Siluridae. The record is from RefSeq and is a predicted model, not a curated record. The transcript has 11 exons. The coding region runs from base 116 to 898 and encodes 260 amino acids.
CCUCGAGUGGCCGCUAGGUUGUGGAAGAGUCCAGUCUCUCAGACGCGAAGCUGCUGCAGCAUGCAUGUAAAUAAAGAGUGUAACUUUCUCAUUUUGCGGUAAAUAAUCUAUAAAAAUGGGGAAACGGGACAACCGAGUGCCCUACAUGAACCCCAUAGCUGCUGCCCGAGCCAGAGGACCCACGCCUGCCAGCGGCCCCUCGAUCCAGGAUUAUCUCAGCAGACCUCGACCAACAUGGGAGGAAGUAAAGGAGCAGCUGGAGAAGAAGAAGAAAGGCUCGAGAGCUCUGGCAGACUUUGAGGAUAAAAUGAAUGAGAGAUGGAAGAAGGAACUGGAGAAAAACCGCGAAAAAAUCCUCGGAGGAGGUGAGAAGAAGGACAAGGAGAAAGAUAAGGAGAAGGAGAAGAAAGAGAAAGAAAAGGAGAAAGACAAGAAAGAGAAAAAGAAAAAGGAAAAGAAAAAAUCCAGUAGGCAUUCUUCGUCUUCUUCUUCCUCCUCCUCAUCGAGUUCUGAUUCCUCCAGCAGCUCGUCAUCCGAGUCUGAAGACGAGGAUGAAAAGAAGAGCGUGAAGAAGAAACGAAAAAGAAAGCGAUCCUCGGCACGGAGAGCUUCAGACGAAUCGGACGCAGAAUCCGAUACAGACAGCAAGGGGUCAUCAAAAAAGAAAAAGAAAAAGCUCAGGGAGGAAGGAGAGAAAGAUAAGGAGGAAAAGGGCAAAAAAGACGAGUCCGAGUUAGACGACGAUGGAGAAUCCAGAAAGAAGAAGCGGAGCAGCGAAGAGAAGGAGAAGAGCACAGACAAAUCGAAGAAAAAGAAGAAGCGGAAGCACAAAAAGCACAGCAAGAAGAAAAAGAAGAAGAGCUCAGGAUCGGACGUAGAAAAGAGUGCAGGAGUGUGACUGCGUAUUUGUACAGAACCCUUUCCCCCUGUCGCCGGAGAACCCCACCGAUGUCUACCAGUGGGACUGUGAAAGCUGCUGAGGUGUAGCAGUGCGUCUGAGUGGAUGGAUGGGUCGUGUGCUGGCUGUUUGAGAGCGGCUGUGAGAGAGGGUUUUUUUUUUUUUUUUCUUUUUUUUUUUUUUUUAGCAGAUGAUUGUGUGUCCCAAUAAAGAGCUGUUCUAACAUUGGCCUGUCAGAUGCAAUAUGUGCACAAUGGGAUUUUAAAGGAGCAGUUUGUAAAUAGAAAAAGCAGCCUGAACCAAAAAAAAAAAGAAAGAAAAAGGAAUGGGCUUUGAGAAUUCUCACUCUUCAAAAUGACAUACUGCACUUUUAAAUAGGAAACCCAUCAAACAA